AUGUUUCCCCGAAGCGUUAUCCAGAGCGCCCGCGUGUGUCUCACGUCGUUCUACCUCCUCCUGAUCUUGAUCACGAUCCCCAUAUCAUUCCAGGUGGGAGGACUGUACUGUGGGCUAUCAUUCACUGUCACGCUGUUCAACUUGUAUUUGAUAACCACCACACUCAAAAUCGCGGCUCGCGCGCGUGGCCUAGCAAAGCUCGCCAGCGCUGCAUACUAUGCCCAGCACUUUUUCAUCCCGUCCCUGCUUUUUCUGUUUCUUUCGGGAUUCUCCAACGACGAGCUGAAGCGGCAGAUCGAUACUAACACCCGGCCCGAUGAGUCGCUAAUCGACCUUUUGCGCAGCACUACACAGUCCCAAACGUGGGUGUUCUACUAUUAUUACUACCAAUAUGUCGUGCGCCCCUGGCAGUUCAUGCUUUUGCGGUCUACGCCUUACUUCACGCUCUUGGAGGGCUUCUUCACCGUCCUGGGCAUUCAGGCCGUUGGAGAGACCAACAGGUGGCUGUCGCGGGGCAACGGUUCCAACAUGUGGGUUAUUUCGGGUCUGAUGGCAUCUGGAGGCGUCAUCACGGCUGCACUUUACUACUUAUACCGCAUCUACGUGACGCCCAUUUGGGAGCUCUCUGUCCAGACUGCGUCCUUGCUAGGUUUUACCUUUUCAAUCGUCUCAGGUUUAGGGAUCUACGGCAUUGUUUCAGGCCGCGGGUCCACGAUAGAAUCUUCGCUGUUUUUUGCGUACAUAGUACGUUGCCUGUACGAAAUAUCUCCACAGCUUGCGACGAGUGCCAUGGACGAGAUAUUCACGCUUGUCAAGGAAACUUGGCACAACCAGCACCGCAGUCUGCGGUCGUCGGAUACUUUGCUAACAUACUACCGCGAUAUCAUACUGAAGAAUGGCGAGAUGGUUUGGGACGCGAUUCUGGCUCGCACCAACGUCAACGUGGGUGCGUCCGGGACGCCAGUAUGGGCUUCCUGGAACCGCGUUCAGCCCCUGUGGAAGUUUGUUAAGCACUUUACAUCGAGCGUUCCUAGCUCCAUCCAAGAAAUAUUUUAUUUGACCCUCGAAAUGGCUCGCGAAGCGAUUGCACCCGCUGUCGUGAUUAACUUGUGUUUCCGCAUCCUGAUCUUCUACUCCGCCACGAGGAUAAUACCGGCGCUCCAGAAAAAACACAAGCGCCGAUCACGCAGGUUUAUGCGCAUGCUAUACUGGUACAGCCCCUGCAUCGUAAUCGCCAUGUACACGCAUCUGAUUCUACAAUACUCAGGCCAAAUCAGCAACGACUUGUGUCUGUGGGGGUGCUUCCCGUGGUCCGUCCCGGACACUCCUAAGGUCGUCGUAGAUUCCUGGGGUUUUUGGAACUGGUGCAACAUAUUUUGCACAAUGGCCAUUUACGCUUCCGAGCUACUGGGCAGCAAAAGCUGA
Messenger RNA from Lachancea thermotolerans CBS 6340, 1425 nucleotides. RefSeq names its product Ice2p (gene ICE2). The transcript has a single exon. The record is from RefSeq and is a predicted model, not a curated record. Lineage: Eukaryota; Fungi; Ascomycota; Saccharomycetes; Saccharomycetales; Saccharomycetaceae. Gene Ontology annotation, cellular component: cortical endoplasmic reticulum; perinuclear endoplasmic reticulum; endoplasmic reticulum membrane. Bases 1 to 1425 code for a protein of 474 amino acids. Gene Ontology annotation, biological process: septin ring assembly; endoplasmic reticulum inheritance.